Molecule: messenger RNA, 1035 nt
Organism: Volvox carteri f. nagariensis
Lineage: Eukaryota; Viridiplantae; Chlorophyta; Chlorophyceae; Chlamydomonadales; Volvocaceae
Exons: 6
Coding region: 1-1035 (344 amino acids)
Source: RefSeq, a predicted model, not a curated record
AUGGAUUGGCUCAGCCUGCGCGCGCCUUUGGAGGCGUGGCUCAAAUCUGCUGGAGCUGCUAAGUUCAGCGACGAGGACCUGCGCGUGCUAUGGCAGGGUGGAUAUAAUACGCUAGUCGACCUGAAGGUCGCGACCCGGGCGAGUCUCGAGCGAGCCGGGCUGAGACCGGCGCGAGUGGAUCAAAUCCUCAGCGCUCAAGGUCGCGCGGGAGCAUCCUUUGAGGAGUUUUGGAAGAAGCUACCGAAGGCGGUGGUUGCCCAGUCUAGUCAAAAUUUCGAGGUCCUGCAGCUUGCAGACGGUACUGCAUUCCCAGAUCCUGGCCAUUCCACGACUUUGCUUGUUCACCCAUGCUACCACACCCUGUGUAAGAAGAUCUUUGCAUCUGUGGGCAAGUCUGAUCCCCCCUCCCGCCAAGUCCUCAUUCGCGGCACACCAGGCAAGCUGAUGGGUUUGAGUGCGGGAGCUAAACUGUUCUGGGAAAUGGGCGAUGGUAUUGGCAAGAGCACUUUCCUGGACUACUUGCUUUAUCGGCUGGCAUGCCAGGGCAAAACCGUCGUGUGGUGUAGCAAGUCUGUGCUGGACUCUGUGCUGCUGUUUACACCCAACGGUGUGUUUGAGGCAACCUCCACUGCAGCUUUUCGAGAAGAGCUAAGGGAUCCGAGUACAUGGUUCUUGUGUGAUGCGGUGGAGCCUCCGUCCAAGGUGGCAAUCACAGUCAUGGCAUCAUCUCCUCGCAACUCAAACUACAACGAAUAUGCCAAGCAAGCUGGCCUGAGGUUAUGGAUGGGCCCCUGGUCCUAUGUGGAGCUGGAGGCAGCACGUGGCAUCAUGUUCUCUUCGGUCAGCAAAGCUAAACUGUCAGAGCUGUAUGCUCGGUGGGGCGGCAUCCCACGUUACGUCCUGAAGUACGCAGCCAACCCCGAACUGCAGGAGGAGCUUGAUGCAGCGGUGGCAACCUAUUGCAACGUGGAUUAUAAGUGUGCAAAGUAUGUAUGGUCAAUAGGAACACUGCUGGCAGUGAAUAUGAUUGUCUGA